CAUAUAAGAUAGCUUGUAUCUUGGACCGCCCCAUUUAGUCUCCUCUUACGACAAGCAAGGGGUACUUAGGAUCUAUGUUAAUCAGGAUCCCCAUGGGACAUUUAAAAAGAUACAAUCAAAACAUUUGGAUUAUUUUGUUUAUUUUUAAUUCCAGACAAUUUUGAAAUGAGGCGCAGUGUGAUAGUGGUGUUUUUGUUCUACCUUACGCAAACGAUUAACACCGAACAAGUACAGAACUAUAGCUCUUUCGGAUAUUCCUUCCCGGUGAAUUACGCAGAGAAAUGUCCACGGACUGCAGAAGAGUGGGACAACUCUUCACGACGAUUGAACUGUAGCAAAACGCAUGUAUAUCAUUGUGCUCCUGACAAGAAUCUCUCAUCUCUUAUCGAAUUCUGUUAUCCAAGUAAAGGAUAUAUGUUUCAAAAAGGAAAUUGUCUAGAACUGGCUGACGUUGGAAUCCUAAACCAUGUCAAAUGUGGACACUUUUCAUUUGGCUGUCCAGACAAAGAUUUCUCUGGCAACGAAAUCUAUAAAUUUCCAAGCUGUUUGUCCAUCGCUGCCAACUGUUUUACAGCAGAUGUUGAAUGUCUUAACAAAAAGUGUUUGAAACAAGGGUGUAAUGGGGUACCAAAAACAGAAGACAGAAGUACUGAUAGUCCCUCGAAAGAUAACAUAUACCUUCCAUGGUUCGUUGUUUCGUUGGUAUUGUUCUUCCUCUCAGCUGGGCUCAAUCUAUAUCUAGGUUGGCAAAGAAUUAAAUCUACAGAGGAAGAAAGUCAUGAGCACGAUAGACUUCUUGAAGAAAAUACAUCAGCAAAAAGUAGCAGAACUAAAGAACAAAGAAAGGACGAAUAUCGUGCUGGUAAGCAUAAACUAUCACAUCAUACAUGUAUGCCAUGUGUUAUGGUCAGAAUUAACCCUGAGAUCACAUACAUUGAGAAGGAAAUUUUUUCUGACUAUGCCGUUGAGGAGGCUGAGAUAUUUCAACUUUUGAAAAGGCAAUGUCUAAAUGAUGAAUAUACUGGUUUUCAGUAUCUUGUUAAAACAAGAAUCAAGUCAAAAGGGGAAGGUUGUAUAAAAAUAUUUUGUCAACGUGACGAAUAUGGAUGUACUCUACUUCAUUAUGCUGCUCAAGGGGGAUCGAUAUUCAUCUUAAAAGAAAUCUUGAAGAGUGCUCCCGCAGAGGUCAAAUCCCACAACGGUCAAACUAUUCUCCAUUAUGCAAUUAGAUAUCAGCAUAAAGACAUGAGUCUAUAUCUGAUCAACACCUACGAAACACUCACAAAAGAUUACCUUGUAAAGGAAUGUAAUCCAAGUCCAGGGAUUGGAUCAGAAAUGUGUUCCUCGGAAGAAUAUUGUGAACCUCUCCACUGGGCUGCAUGGAAUGGUGAUAUGAAAAUUCUAGAUGACUUAAAACAAGCUAAUAUUGACAUACGGCGAUUAACAAAGAAUGGUCUUAGUAUACUUGAUAUCGCAUGCUUGAAAAGCAAACCCAAUUUCUGUCUGCAUAUUUUAGAAAAUGAAAAAGGAAUAAAUCUUGAUAAAAAAGACGCAUGUGGAUGGAAUAUUGCUCAUUAUGCUGCAAGAUCAAAUAAUGUAGAGGUGUUGGAACAUUUGAGGACCAAGAAAGAAAGCUUGAUCACAGACAUAACGCACACAAAGAAAACUACUUUCCACAUUGCGUGUGAAUAUGCACAGCUUGAAGCUGUGAAGCAUCUUACCGAAACACAGGAAUCACUUUUACUCUGCAAAGAUGAACGCGAAUGGAAUGCAUUGCAUUAUGCGGCGAAAGGUGGCAACUUACAAAUUCUCAGAUUCCUUGUGAAGGACAAGAAGAUGAAGAUCAGCUCUCGCACUAAGGAAAGUAAAAAUCUUCUACAUGUUGCAUGUACUUAUAAACAAGGGGAUAUCUGCAAAUAUGUAGCGCAAAAACAUAAGCACCUAGUAAAUGAGACGACUACAAUGGGAUGGUUGCCUGCUCACUAUGUUGGAGUAGAGAGUAAAGGAGAUGGAAGAGAAGAGAAGAUUGUAGAUAUUUUAUUUGAUUGCGGAAUGAAUAUAGAACAAAUAAAGCAAAAAACCAAGGACGGAUAUUCUGUUCUCGGUGUAGCGAUUUAUCACCGAAAUGGAAAGCUAUUGAAAUAUCUUUCAUCGAUGAAAGACAAAAUUGGCUUCCGUUUAGAUAUAAAAUUUCUUCUGGAAACUUUGGAGGAAACAAAGGAUAGCAUUAUGAGAAGUAUUCUUGAAAAAGAAGUGAAUGAAAGGCAGAAAAAAAUGCAAAACUAGUGCAAUAUCUUUUGUCGAGAAAAUACAGAGAAGUUCUCGAUAAAACUAAAGAAUCUCUUCUGAAAAUUAAGAAGGAAACUAGGGAUAGUGAUAUGAGAUACAUUCUUCAAAAAGCCCUGGAUGAAAUGUAGAGAGACGCUAAAAAGAUACUCUAUUAAUAAUGUUUACAAAGUAAAACUUGUAUGAAAUUAAGAUGUGGAUGGCUAUCCGUUUUGUGCACUAAUGACUUUCAAUUAGGUCACCUGAGUCAUCCAGGUGACCUAUUGCUAUAAGUUUGUGUCCGUCGUCGUGCGACGUCCGUUGUCCGUCGUGCGUUAAUAAUAAAACUUUUUUUCACUUCUUGACAACUACCGUUCCAGUUCUUUUCAAAUUGGUAUAUAUAAAGUAUAUUUGGGACAAGGGGGUAUAAAUUGUGAAUUUGAGGUAUCACGCGUCCAGGGGCCUAUGGGACAGGGCAAAGAGAUUAAAAUACCCUAUUUGCAAAACAUUUUCUAUAUAACCGCACUUAUGUAUGACAGCCUAACUUCAUAGUCAUGUAGGUGAUCCCAGGGACAGAGCUUUUGGUACCAGGGUGGGGUCAGAAUGGUCAUAGUGAUUAUAUAUCUUAACAUAGCUCUUGGGGCUAGCGACACUUUAAUUUAUGCUCGGAUGAUCGAUAAGACAUGUGACCUUGUUAUUUUGAAUGAAUAGUUGUUAUCAUAAAAUAGUUAUCGUGUCCCAUGGGUAAGAAAAAAAAAACAAAAACAAAAA
This is a messenger RNA of Ostrea edulis (European flat oyster), 3036 nucleotides long. RefSeq lists its product as uncharacterized. Gene Ontology annotation, molecular function: protein binding. The transcript has 8 exons. Lineage: Eukaryota; Metazoa; Mollusca; Bivalvia; Ostreida; Ostreidae. Bases 166 to 2286 code for a protein of 706 amino acids. The record is from RefSeq and is a predicted model, not a curated record.